AUGUCUGCGGCAAUUCCUCACGUGCCCAUUUUCGUGGACGAUGACGAUAUCGAAAGCGGAUCUCGUAUCAUAUUGAAACGGAUCCGACCGGAUUGGGAUUUGGACAAAAUCCGGUACAAGGUAAAUAAUAUUAUUGUUAUCAAUAUUGUUGUACGAUACAUACAACGUAGGUACCCGUUCAUAAUAGUAUUGUCCUGGUUCAAUAUCCGCGUUUAUAUUAUAGUGGUGAUUAGAGGCCUAAGAUGUUCUUAAAAUCCACAAAAAUGCUCUUGAAAAUGUCAAAAAGUCUUAAAAAAAAAAAUCAACAAAUAUUAUAUAAAAACGUGAAAAUAAUAGAAGGGUUUAAUAGUUCCCCAUCUAACGGAUUUCAUUUAUAAAUAUCAUUUUCUAAUAGCACAAAAAUUAUUAAUAAAAAAUGAUUUUUCUUUUUUUUUUUUAUAAUAUUAGGAAAUGCAAUUAAUAACUUAGAGGAACCAUUAGAAGGGGACUUUAAAACCCCUCUAUAAUUUUUAUUUUUUGGGAUGUUUUUUCCGUGCUUUUAUUUGGUGCUUUCAAGUGCUUAUUUGUGAAUUAUGAAAAAAUAUACAUCCGGUCUGAUGAUUAUUGUUACUAUGUUUAAACUAUAUUAUUAUGUAUACGAUAUUUAUUUUGUUGUAAUCAGCUUUCCGUGCAGAAUAAAUCAAAUUAAACUAAUCAUCAAUAUUGUGUAUAAAAUAUUAGUUGUUCACAGAUGGUAUUACUAACAAGUUGAUCGGAAUAUUCAACGAUUUUCGUCCGGAAGACGAUGGCGUGCUGGUGCGUGUCUAUGGUAAAAAUACGGAUCAAAUCAUCGACAGAAAAACGGAAUUCAAAAACUUCAAGGUUCGUCUUUAUACGAUUUUCUUUUUCGUGUCAACUUUUAGAGAUAACGAUAUUAUAGUAAACGGCAUUUGUCUAACCUGGACAAAUUCUUCGGUAUUUCCUAUUGGUUGUAUUUCAGUUUCUGCAGAGUGUAGCGAAAAAACUAUGAGUUUGGGUUGUAAGCCUGCCAUCAUAACUUUACAUCGGAUUACCGAGCUCCGUUUUUUGAUUGCAACGGUGUAUCAUCGUUACUUCCAAUAAGCAUGUAAACAGAAUUGCCCUAUAGUCUAUACCUCCCAGAUUUUCCAGCCGACAUCAAUAGCUUAUAACACGCAUACCCACGUUGCGAAGUAUAAUCGGAUUUUACUAUUACAGUAUUUAUUUAUUCAUAACCGUAUUGAAUAAAUGAUGAGCAUUUAUCACGUUUUUUCAAUGGUAUUUAAUGACUGGAGUUUACAAAAGAAUUACACUGGCAAAGUAGGUUUAUGUUAACUUUAGACUUUACACUAUUAUUCAGUGUGCACAUUAUCGUAAUAAUCAAUUGUUUUCAGUUUACUUAAUUUUUAGUACCUAUAUAUUUUACGUUUCAACUUAUAAUAUUACCUAAUAUCAUUCAUUUGAUAAUGAUAUAUACAUUGCUUACGUGAUUGAAAAACAAUAUAAUACGGAUAUUAAUAAUACUAUUUUAAUAAAUAUAAUUUCAUGUCAUAUAUUGGUUCCUAAAUAUAUUGCUACUCGUAUGUAAAAAAAAAAAUAACAAAAACUACCUAGUACUUAAUUUAAUAGUGGAUAAAAUUUGUUAUAGAGUGUUCUGUGAAAAUUGCAUAUAGGUAGGUUAAAUAUAUAUAUAUUGAUUGGAAAUUUAAAAUAAUAAAAUAAUUAUUUUCGUAAAUUGUCACGUUCUUUCUACGAAUAUUUUUCAGUUUUGCUCAAUUAUUCAAAAAACUAUAAAGAAUAUCAAAAAUCGACUUUCUUGAUCACCAACUAAAUUAAAAAUCCAACAGAAAAGGUCUCUUGUUGUUUUUCUAUUGGUGCAAUAUUUUUCAAAGAAAAUAUUUGAAAUUACAUAAAAAUUUAAAAACAUAAAAUCAUUGCUCCGUAAUUUGAAAAAGAAAAUCGUUUUUUUUUUUUUCGGGGUUUUCCCAAUUAUUGUAAAAAACCCUCAGAUCAUCUAAAAACGACUAAAUUAAAUUAACUUUCAGAAAAGUUACUAUACACUGUAUACAUCGGAGCAAGAUUUCUGUUCGUAAAGUUGUUUACAAACACAAAAAAACACACACAGCAAAAUAAAUGCUCAGUAGUAUCAACCAAUAGGUCCCCCUCGCUUCGCUCUAAAUCAAAAAUGUCCAAUUAUCUACCGACUAGGUUCAAAAGUGUAUAUAGGAAACAUUCCAUGACGAAGUUGAUAUUUUAAGCGUUAUUUCUAACCGACUAAAAUAUUUUCCGAGAAUAAAAACUAAAAAUAGUUAGACGGAGUAAACACUGUUGGAUAUUUUAAAAAUAUACCACCGACCAGAAAUUUCCCAUCUUUUAUAAGGUAAUACGUGAAAAAAAUUGAACGUUUUUACCAACACUAAAGGAUGGUUUUUCAGAGAAAAAAGGUACACGUUACAGGUAUACGUUUUAUCGUAAAAUUAAUAAAAAUUGUUGUUGUUCUAGCCGACACGACUACUCUAUAUAGUACAAACACGUUUUUCCGAAUAAUAAAGCCAGUCAUUAACAAUAUAAUUUUGGAUUUGCAGUUAUUACACCGUGUCGGACAUGCGCCGGACAUUUACGCCACGUUCGACAACGGUAUGGCGUACAAAUACAUCCACGGGGAAACGCUGACCACGACCACGGUCCGAGAACCGGAUGUCUACAGACUCGUGGCCAAAACUAUGGCGAAAUUUCACCGUGUUGACAUAAACGGGACGAGCGACGGUGGCGCUGAAUGCGGACUUUGGAACAAAAUAGAACAGUUCGCCAGUCUCGUUCCGAACCGUUUCAAUUGUCCGACUACCGACCAACAGUUAGUGCCCACUUGUAACCAAAUACAAUAUUAUUAUGAUAACGAUUGAACGAUCUAAAUACGAAUAACGAGAGGAUCUGUAAAUAUUAAAUUCUUCUUCGGAUUUUGGCUUUUUAGGACCAUUCUGUAAUACAAAAUUUUCCUCCAGUUCUCUCUACCUUCCGCCAAUUCUUUUCAAUUCACCUCUAUCACUACAUCCUUUUUCACACAAUUCUCCCAUCUAAGGCGUGGCCUACUCAGCAGUCUUUUUCCCAUCGGAUGUUCAUUGAUCACUUUAAUCAAUGUGCCAUUUUUUUGCCAAGUGUGGCAAAAAGUAUGGCCGGCCAACCUUAGCCCACCUUCUCUUCUUGAUUUCCCUCGUAAUACCCGGUCUUAGGAAUACAUUUUGGAGUUCUUCAUUAUAAAAAAAAAUAAAUUAUAACAUGUUUUAUGUACUUACGCAGGUUCCGAAAGAUGUUUGUGCCAGGUGUCGAAGGUCUACGGGCGGACAUCGGACCUUUAAAGACCGCUCUGGAAAACUCCGGGAGUCCUAUUGUGUUUAGCCACAACGACCUGUUACUGACCAAUAUCAUCCUGCAAAGGGACGUCGUCAAAGGACAGCCCUUAAAUGUAGCUUUCAUAGACUACGAAUACGCCAUGCCCAACCAUCAAGCGUUCGACAUAGCCAAUCAUUUUAUCGAAUUUUCCGGUGAGCACUUCGAUAAUACACUCGCGCUAUUGUUCAAUACCGCCGUUUGAAAAACCUUUUGUUUUACAUUGUCAUGGCGCACGUGCGACUCCGAAUUUUAUCGAAUUUCUUUAUACAUCGUUUAUAAAACACAUGUUGACGUUUCAAUGACACAGGUGUACAAGAUCCAGGCUUUUCACUCUAUCCAAAUAUCGAAUUGCAGAUAAACUGGUUGACAGCUUACCUUGAGGAAUAUCUCGACGAAUCGCUGGAUCCAAACGACCAAAGGGUGACGGUGCUUAAAAACCAAGUGGACAUGUUUACAAUCGCGUCUCAUUUACUGUGGACAUUUUGGGCACUCGUACAGACCGAAUUUUCCCAAAUCGAUUUCGAUUAUUUAGGGUAAACUAUUUCUCCAUAACCUUUAAUAAUGUUUAACAAUUAUAGAUUUUAGCAUACAACUGUCUAGUGUCUAUACUACUAAUUCAGGGCCGGAUUAACAUAGGUGCAAAAAGUUGCUUUUACUCUAGGGCGGUUACUGUUACUGAGAAAAUGUUAGAUUUUUUAAUACUGUCUAUCGAGUCUGAAAUAUUUAAACACAUAAAGUGGGAAGAACUUGUUCGUAAAUUUGCUUUGAUAAAAUCAAGGACGAAUCGUUUUUGUCAAAGAUAGACUUUUAAGCUUCUUAUUUACAUUAAAAUUAUAUUCACUUAUAACUGUCAUAAAUUAUAAUAAUAUAAUAUAUGUGUGUAUUCAUUUUAUGUUACGUAUUCAAAAAAUUAUUUAAUUAUAAAAUAAUAUAAUGCAGUUUUAAGCUUGUAGUUGUUUUAGUAGGUAUUUAAUUUCAUAACAAAAAAAAAAGGUAAGAUAAUGGGGACGGGUGCAGCCACUGGUAUAGGUGGGAAGUUAGUAAGGUAGGAUAUAGACAGGAAUUUAAUGUAUAUCUGUAAGCAAUGAUAAACCAUCGCUUACGUAAAAACGAUUCUAAGCAGAGUUCAAUUAAUAGUGAUGCUUUAUCAACAAUAUAUAUGUCAUUUUAUAGUAAAAUAAUUUUUAAAGAUUUUAUAUAUUUUUAUAUAUCACUCAUGCCUUUAUUGUCAAAAUAUUCAAUUACAUAACCACACAAAUUUUCAUUGGCGCUCCUGUGGCCAUAGUGCUCGGUUUGUGGAACCUCUCGCACCCCCCUCCCCCCUUAGACACGGACCUAAGUUUUACAAUUUUUUUUAUUUUUAUCAUUAAAUAGUGAUUUUUUAUAUAUAUAUAAUAUAAUCUAUAUAUAGAUUAUAUGAUACUAUUUAAUAGUUCACAAUUAAUCCAAAAUUAAAUGUUAAUUAAAAUUCUUUUAUUCAUUUUCAGAUACGCGAAAUCGAGAUACGACCAGUAUAACAAAACUAAACAUUUACUUAUCAGAUGA
Molecule: messenger RNA, 4932 nt
Organism: Cinara cedri
Lineage: Eukaryota; Metazoa; Arthropoda; Insecta; Hemiptera; Aphididae
Source: the annotation of a GenBank genome assembly